Messenger RNA from Oenanthe melanoleuca, 1768 nucleotides. RefSeq names its product dual specificity phosphatase 12 (gene DUSP12). The transcript has 6 exons. NCBI's taxonomy places the organism in Eukaryota, Metazoa, Chordata, Aves, Passeriformes, Muscicapidae. Gene Ontology annotation, biological process: protein dephosphorylation. The record is from RefSeq and is a predicted model, not a curated record. Bases 430 to 1377 code for a protein of 315 amino acids. Gene Ontology annotation, molecular function: protein tyrosine/serine/threonine phosphatase activity. Gene Ontology annotation, cellular component: nucleus.
UGUGUGUCUCCUCUUUAUCUGUUUUGCUAGCUAGUUAUUUAAGUUCUAUUUAGCAGCUUAAAGGGGAACUGAAAAUCUCUAUUCUCUGUGUUCUGUGUCAGGCGUCUCCCUCAUUGGCGAUACCCCAGGAGCGUCUAGACACAAUCCUGUACCAUGUGCUCUUGGACAACCCAGCUUGAGCAGGGAGGUGGGACCAAAUGACCCACUGUGGUCCAUUGCAACCUGACCGACGCUGUGAUAUAUUUUUGUUUUCUGGGCAUUUGUAAGGGGUAAGGCAAAAAAGGACGAGUUAAGGCAAACACUCGUGGCUGCAGGGAGAACCGCCUCGGCACGCACGAUUACUGCGGAAAUCACUCCUUCCAGACUGGCAAGGGAAACGGAAAGCAGCGCCGUGCCGGGGGCGGCGCUUCCCUCCCGCCUCCCGCAGCCAUGGCGGCUCCCGGCGGGAUGGUGCCGGUGCUGGCGGGGCUCUACGUGGGCGGCGCGGAGUCGUGCUCGUCCCCAGAGGCGCUGUCGGCGGCGGGGGUGGUGGCGGUGCUGACGGUGGACGCGGAGGAGCCACCGGCCGUGCCGGGGGUGCGGGCCAUGCACGUCCGGGCGCGGGACGAGCCCGGCGCGGACCUGCUGAGCCGCCUGGAUGAGUGCGCCGCGUUCCUGGACGCGGCCCGGGCGGGCGGCGGCGCCGCGCUCGUCCGCUGCCACGCCGGGGUGAGCCGCAGCGUGGCCGUGGUCGCCGCCUACCUGAUGAAGACGCAGCGUCUCGGCUGGGAGGAGGCGCUCGCCGCCGUCAGGGCCGCCAAGCCGGACGCGCAGGUGAACCCGGGCUUCCAGGGGCAGCUGAAACUCUACGAGGCGAUGGGCUGCGCCGUGGACACCAGCAGCGUCCUGUACAAGAGGUACCGGCUGGAGAUGCUCAGCGAGAGGCUCUCCGAACCUCAAGACUUGCCCCAAGAAGUCUUUGCAGUUGAUCCUACCACUGUAUGUCAAAAAUUGAACACAGAGAUUCUUUACAGAUGCAGGAAAUGCAGACGCGCUCUGUUCCGUAGCUCCAGCAUUUUGUCCCACACGGAAGGAAUCGGACUGACAGCUUUUGCCCACAAGAGGAUAACAAACUCUGCACGGCUUUCUGGGAAUGGCCAGGAAAAGUGCACCUCAUACUUCAUCGAGCCUGUGCAGUGGAUGGAACCAGCGUUGCUCGGAGUAAUGGAAGGACAGCUUCUGUGUCCCAAAUGCAUGUCAAAGUUGGGCUCCUUCAGCUGGAGAGGGGACCAGUGUUCCUGUGGCCGCUGGGUGACUCCGGCCUUCCAGAUCCACAAAAGUAGAGUGGAUGAAGUGAGGAUGCUGCCAGUUGGUAACUUCCAAAUUGCCAAAACCUGAAUUCAUCACUUCACUUGAUGGAUUUCUUAAUAUUUACUGAGAACUACUAGUCCAUGGUUGCCAGGAAAUGAGCUUAUGACUUCCACCCCUUGGUGAGGUAGAAUUACUUGAACACCUUCAGCUUGCUGUAUCUCUCCAUAUGAAAUAUCUAUGAAAUAUCAGGACACUUCCUUCAAAGAGGUGUUACAGAGUAACAAAUCUACAAAAUAGGUAAAAUGUGAUGUCAUUUAUGUUUUGCUGUUCACAGGUGGUCUCCACUCCUUAUUCAAAAGGAGUUGCUGUGUCCAGUAGUGUCAAGUGCCCUAAAAUGGCACAAUUACAGUUGGUUUGCAUGCCUGGCAGCAAAAGGCAAACUUACACUUUUAUUGUAUUAAAAGUAAUCCUAAGAAUA